Molecule: messenger RNA, 409 nt
Organism: Odocoileus virginianus texanus
Lineage: Eukaryota; Metazoa; Chordata; Mammalia; Artiodactyla; Cervidae
Product: histone H4
Biological process (GO): nucleosome assembly
Cellular component (GO): nucleosome
Molecular function (GO): DNA binding; protein heterodimerization activity; structural constituent of chromatin
Source: RefSeq, a predicted model, not a curated record
CACGGCUAGCCUGGUCGUUCCCAAUCAGGUCCGAAACAUCACUAUAUAAAACACCGCCUUGGCACGGUAACUGUCUAUAGAGACUCGACUUGCAGAUAUGUCUGGUCGUGGUAAAGGUGGUAAGGGCCUCGGGAAAGGGGGUGCUAAGCGCCACCGCAAGGUUCUGCGCGACAACAUUCAGGGUAUUACCAAACCCGCUAUUCGUCGUCUGGCUCGUCGUGGUGGCGUAAAGCGUAUUUCCGGUCUCAUCUAUGAAGAGACCCGCGGGGUGCUGAAGGUGUUUCUGGAAAAUGUGAUCCGGGACGCUGUCACCUACACGGAGCACGCCAAGCGCAAAACUGUCACCGCCAUGGAUGUGGUUUACGCGCUUAAGCGCCAGGGACGUACCCUUUACGGCUUCGGCGGUUAA